AUGGAUCCAGAUUAUGUGCGACCUGGUCAAAUUGGUCAAAGGUUUGUUUUGCCAUCUUCAUUUACUGGUAGUCCUAGACAUAUGUUUGAAAUCUUUCAAGAUUCAAUGGCUAUCACGCGAUACAACCAGCACCCAGAUAUUUUUCUCACCAUGACUGCAAAUCCCAAUUGGCCAGAAAUUACUUCAGCAUUAUUACCACAUCAAAAGCCUAUUGAUCGUCCUGAUUUAAUUGCACGUGUUUUUGAGUUGAAGAGAAAAUGUUUGAUGAAGGAGAUAGAAACAAAUAAAGUGUUUGGACAUAAAGUUGCGCAUGUUUUUACAAUUGAAUUUCAAAAACGAGGCCUCCCUCAUAUGCAUGCACUUUUAUUUCUUAAGGGUCCAGACAAAAUUCGAACAUGUGCUCAAGUAGACAAUUUAGUCUGUGCAGAAUUUCCAAACCCGAGAGAUGAUCCUAUGCUUUUUGAAACUAUCAAAUGUUGUAUGGUACAUGGACCGUGUGGUGCUCGGAAUUCCCAAGCACCAUGUAUGGAAAAUGGUAGAUGCACUAAGAGAUACCCUCGAGUUUUCACAGAAACAACAACUAUGGAUCAAGAUGGAUACCCUAUCUAUCGUCGUCGCAAUAAUGGUCAAGUACAUACCGUGAGGGGGCAAAAAGUUGAUAACAAGGAUGUCGUACCAUACAAUGCAUAUCUUUCUAAACUUUUCAACUGUCAUAUAAAUGUGGAAGUUUGUGCCGGGAUGAGAUGUGUCAAGUAUAUACAUAAGUACAUUUAUAAGGGUUAUGAUCGUACAACGAUGGCGUUAGGAAUGAUAAAUGAGAUUCAACAAUAUCUCGAUGCAAGGUAUAUUGGACCUCCAGAAGCUGCUUGGCGAAUAUUUGGUCAUCCUUUGCAUGCAGAGAUGCCAACAGUUAUACGAUUAGCACUUCAUUUACCUGGAAUGCAUCGUGUUGUUUUUAACCCAGAAGAGUCGUUAGAAACUAUUCAAUCUAGAGCUGGUCAACAAAUGUCAACUCUUACUGGUUUUUUUGCAUAUUGUGCUGGCAGUGAAGAUGAAUGUCCAUUCACUUAUCAAGAAUUUCCACAGCAUUAUGUUUGGCUCAAGUCGGAAAAGAGAUGGAAAUCAAGAGAAAGAGGAUAUGCAAUUGGUAGAAUGUACUUUGCUAGCCCUAAUUGUGGUGAAAGAUUUUAUCUGCGUUUGUUACUAACCGUUGUCAAAGGACCAAAGUCGUUUCGGUCUUUACGCACGGUCGAUAAUGUUGUGCAUGAUACAUUUAAAUUAGCAUGUGUUGCAAGGGGGCUUUUAGAAGAUGAUGAAGAAUGGAUACAAUGCUUGAAAGAGGCUACAGUUAUGAAAACUGGAUAUCAAUUGAGGAGAUUGUUUAGUAUUAUUCUCACCCAGUGCUCUCCACUAAAUCCAUGUGCAUUAUGGAAUCAAUUCUCAACGCAUAUAUGUGAUGACCUUGCACAUAAGAUCCGGAAUGCUUAUAACACAAUCACUUCUUCAGUUUUUCAAAAUAAAGGAGUUGUUUUCUUUCUGAAUGGGGGUGCUGGAACAGGGAAAACAUUUUUGUACAAUACGAUAGCAUUAAAAUGUCGCAACCUUGGGCAUAUCGUUAUUACUGUGGCUUCAUCUGGAAUUGCAUCAUUGUUACUGGUCGGAGGUCGUACUGCACAUUCAACAUUUUCCAUCCCGUUAGAUGUGUUGGAAAAUUCAAAUUGUGGGCUUAGCAAACAAUCAUUGCAAGCUGAGUUAUUUAGAGAAACAAAACUCAUAAUUUGGGAUGAAGUUCCGAUGCAACAUAGACAUUGUGUUGAGGCGGUUGAUCGUACAUUGAGGGAUAUUUGUGAUAGUGAAAAGCCAUUUGGGGGUAUUACUGUUGUUCUUGGUGGAGAUUUUCGACAAAUCUUACCAGUUAUACCCAAAGGAGUUCGUGAGCAAAUUGUGAAUGCAUCAUUAAGACAUUCUGUUCUAUGGAAGCAUAUACAUAUCUUAACUUUGGAUUUGAAUAUGCGCUUGAAUCAUGAAGAUCGUGAAAAUGCUAAUUUUGCAAAUUUCUUGAUGGAGAUUGGGACCAAUCCUCAAGAAAUCGUUAACCUUCCAUCAACAAUACACAAAUGUCAAGAUUUGAAUGAAUUACUUUCUACAGUUUACCCACGGUUGAACAUGAUAGAGACGUCAACCCCAACAUUUUUAACUGAACGCACAAUUCUGUCUGCGCGUAACGAUGAUGUCAGUGACAUCAAUACUACUGCGUUGAAUAUCUUUCCAGGGAGAUUAUAUACUUAUCUUGCAGCAGAUAAAAUGUCUGGAGAUAAUGAAAUUGAUCCUACCAUUACAAAUAGAUAUCCUAAUGAAUAUUUAAAUUCAUUGGAUCCUCCUGGGUUGCCAACUUUUAAGUUAGAGUUGAAGGUGGGUUGUCCUAUAAUAUUGUUGAGAAACAUUGCACCAAAAGAUGGACUAUGUAAUGGUACAAGAUUGAUGAUUAUUAGGUGCGACACUCGCAUAAUUGAAGCUCAAAUUUUAACUGGAGAAAAGUUUGGUAAUUUGGCAUUUAUACCAAGGAUAUCUUUGGCACCAUCUUCUUCAGAAAUGCCUUUCCAAAUGACAAGACGUCAAUUUCCUAUCCGAUUGGCAUAUGCGUUGACCAUUAAUAAAUCUCAAGGACAAUCUGUGAAAUUUGUUGGGGUUGAUUUGCGCAUACCAGUUUUUAGCCAUGGACAAUUAUAUGUGGCAUUAUCUAGAUGUACAUCAUUUGAUCGUAUAAGUAUUCUGCUCCCUAAAGAUUGUUUGGAUUCUACUACAAAUAUUGUUUAUUCUGAAGUGUUGUUGUAG
Messenger RNA from Diospyros lotus (date-plum), 2835 nucleotides. RefSeq lists its product as uncharacterized. The coding region runs from base 1 to 2835 and encodes 944 amino acids. NCBI's taxonomy places the organism in Eukaryota, Viridiplantae, Streptophyta, Magnoliopsida, Ericales, Ebenaceae. Gene Ontology annotation, biological process: DNA repair; telomere maintenance. Gene Ontology annotation, molecular function: DNA helicase activity. The record is from RefSeq and is a predicted model, not a curated record. The transcript has 3 exons.